AUGAGUCUUGUUGAGGACCAAUUCGAGACCGGUACUCUCCACCAUUUCUGGGACUGGGCUUUGCCUGGUAUUAUGGGGAUAUUCUGGAUGGAUAAUAUGACAUUGGCUAACGUCGCCGCAUAUGAGAGCUUCAAGAUGAAAGUCCUGAUAUAUUCGUUUAAGUGA
Molecule: messenger RNA, 165 nt
Organism: Aspergillus costaricaensis CBS 115574
Lineage: Eukaryota; Fungi; Ascomycota; Eurotiomycetes; Eurotiales; Aspergillaceae
Exons: 2
Coding region: 1-165 (54 amino acids)
Source: RefSeq, a predicted model, not a curated record